AUGGCCUGUGAGCGAUUCCAGGGCAUCCAAGUUGUGUCCCAUGAUCAGAACUCUGUGUUUGUCAGGUUCAACUCCAGCCAUGGUUUCCCAGUGGAGGUCGAUUCUGACACCAAUAUCUUCCAGCUGAAGGAGGCGGUUGCUAAGCGACAGGGGGUUCCGGCUGACCAGUUGCGUGUGAUCUUCGCAGGGAAGGAGCUCGGGGACGACUGGACAGUGCAGAGCUGUGAUCUGGAGCAGCAGAGCAUCGUGCACGUGGUGCAGAGACCAUGGAGAAAAGGUGAAGAAACCAGCGCAUCCGGAGGGGACAACCCCAGAAGGACCUUGGGGAGCCUCGAGAAGGGGCCCAUGAGCUUAACACGGGUGGACCUGAGCAGCGAUGUGCUCCCAACGUACUCUGUGGGGCUGGCUGUUAUUCUCGACACCAACAGCAACAGUGGCUUGGCAGCAGCCGGAGUUCCAGGCAGACCUACCUACAACAGCUUCUACGUUUACUGCAAGGGCCCCUGUCAGAGAGUACAGCCAGGAAAACUCAGGGUCCAGUGCGGCACCUGCAGGCAAGCCACGCUCACCUUGGCUCAGGGCCCGUCUUGCUGGGAGGAUGUCUUAGUGCCAAACCGGAUGCGUGGGGAAUGCCAGUCGCCAACCUGUUCUGGGACGAGAGCGGAAUUUUUCUUUAAAUGUGGAGCGCACGCAACAUCCGACAAGGAAACGUCAGUGGCUUUGAACCUGAUCACAGCCAACAGUCGCAGCAUCCCUUGCAUAACCUGCACGGACGUCAGGAACCCUGUCCUGGUUUUCCAGUGCAACCACCGCCAUGUGAUUUGUUUGGACUGUUUCUACCUGUACUGUGUGACGCGGCUCAAUGACCGGCAAUUCAUCCAUGACCCCCAACUUGGCUACUCCCUGCCCUGUGUGGCUGGCUGUUCCGACUCCCUGAUUAAAGAGCUCCAUCACUUCAGGAUUCUCGGAGAAGAGCAGUACCAGCGGUACCAGCAGUACGGCGCAGAGGAAUGCGUGCUGCAAAUGGGCGGUGUGUUGUGCCCCAGCCCAGGCUGCGGAGCGGGGCUGCUGCCCGAGCCAGGCCAGAGGAAGGUCACCUGCGAGGGAGGCAGUGGCCUGGGCUGUGGGUUCAUCUUCUGCCGCGAUUGUAAAGACACAUACCAUGAGGGGGAGUGCAGCGCACCAAUGGAGGCCUCGGGAACCGGAGCUCAGGCCUACAGGGUCGACGAGAGGGCCGCUGAGCAAGCCCGCUGGGAGGAGGCCUCCAAAGAGACCAUCCAGAAGACCACCAAGCCCUGCCCACGGUGCCAUGUGCCAGUGGAGAAGAACGGAGGGUGCAUGCACAUGAAGUGUCCACAGCCCCAGUGCCGACUCGAGUGGUGCUGGCACUGCAGCUGCGAGUGGAACCGCACCUGCAUGGGCGACCACUGGUUCGACGUGUAGCUGGGCACUGCUGCCACUGGGCACCGCUGCCCCCACAGCCGCUUGGUUGGAAAAGCACAGCAUCCUGAUUUCAUCCAUGGCU
Messenger RNA from Ochotona curzoniae (black-lipped pika), 1525 nucleotides. RefSeq names its product parkin RBR E3 ubiquitin protein ligase (gene PRKN). The record is from RefSeq and is a predicted model, not a curated record. The coding region runs from base 1 to 1443 and encodes 480 amino acids. The transcript is spliced from 12 exons. Gene Ontology annotation, biological process: protein polyubiquitination; regulation of cellular response to oxidative stress; regulation of apoptotic process. Gene Ontology annotation, molecular function: zinc ion binding; ubiquitin protein ligase activity; ubiquitin conjugating enzyme binding. Gene Ontology annotation, cellular component: mitochondrion; cytosol; endoplasmic reticulum. Lineage: Eukaryota; Metazoa; Chordata; Mammalia; Lagomorpha; Ochotonidae.